Bombina bombina (fire-bellied toad) is the source of this 3214-nucleotide messenger RNA. RefSeq names its product cell cycle progression 1 (gene CCPG1). Gene Ontology annotation, cellular component: membrane. The record is from RefSeq and is a predicted model, not a curated record. The transcript is spliced from 11 exons. NCBI's taxonomy places the organism in Eukaryota, Metazoa, Chordata, Amphibia, Anura, Bombinatoridae. The coding region runs from base 111 to 2726 and encodes 871 amino acids.
CUGAGCUGUCAUUGGAGGUGGGUGUAGAUAGCGCAGUGUAAAGUCGGCAGAUGUAAACAGGCAAAGUCGGGUCCCCGGGGCCUUCCUUAUGUGACCGUGCAUGUUGAAAGAUGUCUGAAAACUCUAGCGACAGCGACUCUUCAUGUGGUUGGACAAUUAUUAACCACGAGGGUUCAGAUAUAGAGACUCUAAAUGAAAAUGGAGAAGCAUGCUCAGACUUAUCAUCUUUGGAAACACAUGCUUUUGUACAAGAAUUUUCCCCAAACAGACUAGACCAACAAGAUACUUGCAGCAAUGAGGAAGUGGUGUCUUCUGCAGAAAACAUUCAGCCAGUUUCAGGGGAAACCUUAACAGUACCUGAGGAUUUGUCUUGCUAUAACACGUCUUCAGUACAGGAAAUCUCUCUGAUCCAUGAACCAUGUUGUCAGGAGCAGAAAGAGAACAUGGCUGGUGAUGGUCUUUCUGAGGGUGUUAGUGAUGACUCUGAUAUUGUUACCUUGGAUCCACCAAAAGUAGAUGAUGUUGGGACCUUGGAAGAGGAGAUUAUUAUGGAAGAGGAGGUUGAAAACGUUGGGACAGUUAACAUGAGUUCUUCCUCUAGUAGCCAGUACACAUUCAGCCAGCCAGAAACUGGAGAUUUUCUGGCGACCAUGAGGAAGAUUCGUAAUAAUGUAAGGGCAUGGGUCAGUGAGCUGGGAGAGCAUGUGACUGCCAACAUUCCUGUUCAAGUUUUUCCAUCAACACAUAUUGUGACAGAGUCAAGUAAUGAUGAAGAAAGUGAGGAUUCAGCUCCUUCUUUGCGAAGGCGACGCUCAAAGAGAUCCACUGUUUCUGGUUCUGAGUCUGAGAACAGACUUUCAAAUCUGGUACCUCCUCCUGAGCCUCGAACACCUAUGGGAUGGGGAAGCAACCUGAACAAGUGUAUUAUUCUUUCUCUGGUUAUAGCAGUGAGCAUGGGUUUUGGACAUUUUUAUGGUACUAUUCAGAUCCAGGAUCGACAGAAAGAAGUGGAAAAGAUACAUGAGAAUGAACUGAACAAUAUGAAGGAUGAUCUUUUUCAGUGUCAGAAGGUUCAGGAAGCUACAGUAGAGUAUAAGGAAGUAUUUGAGCAACUUACAGAAGAUCUAACAGAGAGACCAGAUGUGUUAUCUCUCAAGGGCCGAAUGGAUAAAGUUACAAAAGAGAACCAGCUGCUUAGACAGAUACACAACGAGCUAAAGCUAGAAGCAGAUGACCUUACAACCUCUUUGAAAACAACAGAGUUUGAAAAGAAAAACCUGGCAUUGGAAAAUCAACAUCUAAAGGAGUCUUUGGAGAACAAAGAGCAAGCUUUAUCUUCACUGCAAGAAGAACUAAGAAAUCUGAGAGAACAGAUCAGAAACUUGGAAAAGAAAGGAAGGGGAGAUCUAAUGCUCUCUGAAAAUCAGAAGCUAAAGGCACAUCUUAAAGAGGAAAGGCAAAAGAUCCGUAACUUCCUGUCUCAGAAAGAGAUCCUAUUGACAGAAGCUCAUAUGCUAAGGAAGGAGUUGGACAAUGAGCGUCGGAAUACAGAAUCCUUGAAAGAAGAAAUAGAGAAGAUCAGUAACAAACGGUCAUCAUAUCCAGCACAGGAAGAUGCCAGAGGAACUCAGGAGAUUGAAUACUUGAAGGAACGUCUUUCACAGUUAGAAAAAAAAUUAAAUUUUGAACAACAGAGGUCAGAUUUAUGGGAACGGCUUUAUAUUGAGGCCAAGGAGGAAAAAGAACAGCUUGAAUUGGGAACCUUACAUGAAUCUCAAGAAAUUCCACACACCAAAGGAGGUAAAGGAAAAAAAGCCAAAAAUACAAUUUUUAAUUCUGUCAAAGACACAUUUGAUGCUAUGAAAAAUUCAACUAAGGAAUUUGUGAGACAUCACAAGGAAAAAAUAAAGCAGGCCAAAGAAGCUGUGAAUGAAAAUCUAAAGAAGUUCUCUGAUUCUGUAAAGACUACUUUCAGGCAUUUUAAAGAUUCCACUAAAAAUAUGUUUGAUAAAGAUCAUAAACAAAGAGAAGAAAGACAAGAAGAGGUUAAAAAAGCAAACACUGUACGUCGUGAAUACAAGACGGAUGCUCAUGCACAGUAUCCUAACAAAGAAACAGGAAGUCAGGAUGAAUACAGAGACUCUCAAAAUGAAAAACACUUUGAAAAUCAACACACAUGGAAAAAGGGCUGUUCCAGCGUGUUUGAGUGUGCACACCAAGAAUCGAUCAGUCUCUUCAAUAAGGUACUAGAUCCCAUUCGGGUUGAAGAAUUUAAUGACUUGAUACAAACCUACUUACAAGAGCAAGUGGACAAUUUCAGACACUGGAAAGAACUAGAGAAAUUUAUUAAUGGCUUUUUUCAGAAUGGUGUUUUCAUUCAUGAUCAGAUGCUUUUUACUGACUUUGUAAAUGAUGUUGAAGACUAUCUUGAAGAUAUGGGAGAGUAUCAUAAAAACAACGCUGGUGUAUUUGAAGAUCUUGACAAGUUUGUUUAUAGACAUUUCUUUGGAAGUGCUUAUUCUACUCCUUACGGACCAAGGAAAUCUGAAAAUAUUCCUCCAUAUAAAGAUCCAGAAGAUUACAGACACAGAAAGCAUGAAAAGAAACCUCACCAACAUCGCUAUAAAAGGGAAGGUAGAUGGCAUAAACAUGGGCGUGCCAAUGGAAGACAUAUGGCUAAUGUUGAAAUAGAUUUGGGGCAGAUGCCUUUUGAUCCUAAAUAUUGAAAAGUUAUGUAUUACUUUGUUACAUAAGGGUGUGAGUUAGACAGUUACAUUUGUCAAUUAAUGUUAUCUGUUAUUGGGAAUAUCCUGAUAAACAUGAGAUACCGUAACCAAAGUUUAGUGUUAAACGUGCACUUUAGAUUGUAAAACUUUUGCUUAACAUUAAGACAAUGGACAGAUUGAUUUUGGAUGCUGGGCACAGCAGCAUUAUUUAGUUCCACCAUUCAGAAAUCAUUUCUGCAAUGUAUGUGCAAUUUCAUAAAUUGUCAGCCUUAAAAUGCUGCUUUCUCUUUUAAAACAAUGGGGGACCAUGUGUUGUUGUUGAUUGAUAAUGCUCUUAUUUGCUAUUUUUGUGGUAUAAAAAGCCUUCUGCAUCUAUGAAGAAAAUGUGCUGCAUACUAAUUGGCUUUAUAAUUUGUAUGUGAAAGUUCUUGCUGUCCUUUGUGUUUCUAGAAGAAUAAAAUAAAAAAUAAAAACUGAGUAAAAAAAUA